AUGCCGCUGCUGGACAAGUCUGGCAACAAGCUGGUCCAGCACGUGACCGGCUACCAGCACUACACAGCACCCCCGCUCUUUGGAUUCUCCCUGCCCAUGAGCGUGCUGAUGUACCUCCGGGACGGUCCCGGCGGCACCAAGCUGAUCGGCAAGCAGGCGGACUACCACAGCUUCGAAGGCAUCCUGUACUGCACCCCCGCCAUCGGCUGGGCCCUGCAGCACCUGCUGCGGCGCAGCAUCAGCGCCGCCCUCAUCGGCAGCGCCCGGCUGGGGGCCCGGGUGUGGCCGCCACUGGAGGGCUGGCUGUGCCGCACGCUGCCUGGCGGCGAAGCACAGGUGUACGGGCUCAAGGCCUGGGCCGCACGGCUGUGGUGGCGGCAGGAGCCACCCGUGGCGUGGCGCAAGGUGCCCGCUCCCUACGACCCACGCCUCUGA
This is a messenger RNA of Chlorella variabilis, 435 nucleotides long. RefSeq lists its product as hypothetical. The transcript is spliced from 4 exons. The record is from RefSeq and is a predicted model, not a curated record. NCBI's taxonomy places the organism in Eukaryota, Viridiplantae, Chlorophyta, Trebouxiophyceae, Chlorellales, Chlorellaceae. The coding region runs from base 1 to 435 and encodes 144 amino acids.